Cladocopium goreaui is the source of this 2559-nucleotide messenger RNA. The record is from the annotation of a GenBank genome assembly. NCBI's taxonomy places the organism in Eukaryota, Dinophyceae, Suessiales, Symbiodiniaceae.
AUGGCCCGUGGUGCCAGCAUUACUCAGAGGACUAAGGAGCAAAAUUUCACACCACUGCUCUGGGCAGCAGCAGGUGGACAUUUCCAGGCCACAAAGUCCUUGCUGGAGGCCGAUGCAGACGUUGAGGACCGAGACUUCGAAGAUCGAACCCCGUUGAUGUGGGCAGCACGCCACGGUCAUUUAAAUGUGGUGAAACUUUUGCUCAGAUUAUGUCCAGAUCUCACACAUCGGGACAAGCAAGGGUUUGCUGCACUCGACCAAUGUCGAGAGCACCUGGAGAUGCGUGCAGCUGUGAUUAUGGCACAAGAACAAUGCAUUCGGCUGGCUGAUGGAGCCCAGCGCAAUGAUCUUCAGGUGGUGGAGCACCUUCUUGAACGUGGGGCAAUGCCUCGCUACAAGGACGCUGGUGGCUGGACUCCCUUGACUUGGGCAGUGCUGCAUGGCUCCGCAGAGAUGGCACAUGUGUUGGUGCGUUACGGGGCUUCUCCGGAGCUUUUAGGGGAAGAUUCUGAGCUCGGUAGCCAGUUGUCAAGAAAAGGUCGACAAGUGGGUGCACGCCUGGCCGCGGUGCUGGGGGCCAACACCCGAUUGCUGCAUGCUGCGCAGGCGUCAAAUUUCACAGCAGCUGAAGCAGCCCUGGACCAGGGGGCGUGUCCGAAUGCAAAGCAGGGACACGACGGUGGUGGAGGAGGGCAAGCACAACGGGAAGGCAAGACCACUGUUGCGGACCGGCAGGAUGAAAUCAUCGCUGGUGCAGAAGAAGCGGCACUUUGCGGUGAAGAGCCAAUUGGAGAAGGCUCUGGUCGGCACAUGACUGCCACAAUGUGGGCAGCUCGACAUGGUCAUGCAGAUCUUGUCAGACUGCUCGGGUUGCACAAGGCCGACAUGAAUUUACGCGAUGCGCGGGGAUGGACUGCAGCCCUCUGGGGAGCUCUGAAGGGUGAUGCUGAGACCAUCUCUGUUUUGCACUUCUUCAAGGCCGACCUGCAGCAACGAAGCUGGGAAGGUGAUUCCACGAUCCAUCUUUGUGUCCGCUGUGACCACGCUGCAGCUUUGCAGCUGUUGCUUGCUGCUGAAGCCAACGUAGAGGAGAAGAGUAUUGACGGCAACGCACCCUUGCACUGUGCAGCGUUGUUUGGUAGUACCAAAGCCAUGAAUGUGCUACUUCACUUUGGCGGCAAAGUCAGUACAAAGGACAAGGUAGGCCGGCUUCCCAUGUUCAUCGCUGCAUGUGGCACGUCUCCAAAGGCUUGCGAGGUGUUGGCAGCAAGCGAGCUGGAGGAUUUACCAGAAUUGCCGGUAGAGCUGCCAGAAGAAGCUCCGGAGGCACCUGCGCGAAGCAAGGAUGGGAAGGCUGGUAAUCAGAAGCAAAAGGAAAAGGAGCAGAAGAUCAUCUCCAGCAGUGCCAGCACUUCAACACUUGGGCUCGGGAACACCAGCACAAGUUUAUUUGACAGAGAUCAAAACAGGAACCGUGCCCGCGGACGAAAGAAUACAACUUCAAGCCAGGGACGACUUCCAGCAAACAACAGUGACUUUAUGGCAGAAGAGUCUGAGGCAGUGACGCUCUCAGCGUCACGGAGGAGCUCGAACACACGGUCCAAUCCGACGUCGGAUCCGACGUCGAGAAGAUCCUCCUUUGAAGCGGCGAAGGGCCGACCGCCCCAGGAGGGAGGCCGAAGACCGUCUCAGAAGGGACUCCGCUCUGGAUCUGGGGCACCAUCCAAAGAUGAGACCUCUACCGUCACCUUCUCGGAUGGUGGUUUGUUCUCCAAAGAGAUGCCAACGUCAAAGGAUGAGGGCUGGGCCCUGAUUGGCCAAGAGUUGCUCAUUGCCGCGGCACAAAAACGAAGAGCCAAGAUGGCCAAGCCUGUCAAAGGCCCAGGGCCGCAGCGGCUCCUUGAUGUCAAUGAGAAGGGCAUGAGUCCUCUUCAUUUCUCAGUAGCAGCUGGACAGUCUCUAGGCCACUUCAAGGUGCUGAGCAAACUCGUUGACUUGAAGGCCAGCUGCAACAUCAAGGACCGUCACGGCAUGACACCUUUAAUGGAGGCAGCUGCAGCCAACUACGCAGAGGCGGUGGAGAAGAUGCUGCGAGAAGAGUCCACCAAUGUUGGAGACAAGGACAAUAGAGGCAGAACUGCUGCAGAUUUUGCCAAGUCCUUCCCAAGCCUUCGCUUGAUGCUGGAGAGAGCCAUUGUUCAAGAAAGGACAGGGAUGCAACGAAAGAGCAUAGGCUUCCACGAUGUGCCCAUUGCACAGCCUGCCCAGGAUUUGGAGAAGGAUGAUGCGAUUUUCAGAGUCAGGAUGGAGAAGCUUCCAACCAGGAUGACACUAGAGGAUCUUGAAAGGAAGAUUCACAUCUUGCUGAAAAAGGCCGUUGUGAAGCCAGUCCAUAUGGAGGUUGUCAUGGAUCCCAUCAUGGGGCGCCCUCGCGGUCAUUGCUUCAUCGAUUUUUUGGACUCAAGGUCCUCCAACAAGGCCAUGGAGUUGGAUGGCUCUGAACUGGCGGGUCAGCGAAUCCGGAUGUUCCGAGAUGUGGCAUUGGCUAUGGUAAGAUGA